CAUGCACGUCAACGAUGGGCCGCAGCAACGGGCGGAAUAAGCGCGAGCGACCACUGCAGGCACGCUGCAUCUUCUCGGAAACUGAAGCGACUAUCGAUAACCUGGGAACCAGCGACACCCAGCAAUUGGUUGUCGACGCCCCCUCGGUUCCUGGAAAAUCGCCCAAACCAGAAACCAGGGCUGAAGCACCGCACGAUGAUGCCAUUCCGCCGGGUCCACAGGCGAGCUGCCGCUCUCACAGGGGCGCGAUGGUCCUUUGCCACGCUGAGGCCGGGGUGUGGCUGGAGGAGCGCGCACUGUGCCCCCCAAAACUUGAGCCGCAUUUUCAUUCCCUCUUCUCCUCGCCGGGAGGCAUCCCAGCUGAAGUCUCCAGCCCCAGUAUGGCGCGCCAUAAGACUUGCUGCCAGAUCAAGCAGCUUGGGUCCAUCGUUGCUGGACGGGAUUCCUCGCAGAUGGCGCAGCUUGUCCGCCUCGACAGGUAA
Molecule: messenger RNA, 482 nt
Organism: Trichoderma citrinoviride
Lineage: Eukaryota; Fungi; Ascomycota; Sordariomycetes; Hypocreales; Hypocreaceae
Exons: 5
Source: RefSeq, a predicted model, not a curated record